AUGAUUUCGCUUUGGAGUAACAAUCAUUGGACUGAAGACAUGAACCACAUCUACGGCACACUGUAUUUGGGAUCCAUUGCGGCCACAAAAGACAGACAAGUACUCAGAGAUCGCGGCAUUCGUGGGAUACUGACGGUUAUGGACGAGCCGUUGGCGACCAAAGACCAGUACAUUGAGAUCACGUAUCACUUCUUUAAGGCCGAAGACUUCACCGAUGAGGACCUGUUGACCCGCUUCGUGGAGGCGUACGAUAUAAUCAACACAUUCAUGCGGGCGAAGACUGGAGUACUGGUCCACUGCAGGGCCGGUAUCUCGCGGUCGGCGACUAUCGUUAUCUCGUAUCUGAUGCGCGAACUCCACAAGACUUUCAAAGAAUCCAUGGCUUUCGUCCGCACCAGACGUCCGAUUAUCAGUCCCAACGAAGGCUUUCAGCGCCAGUUAUCUCUAUACGAGUGGAUGGGCUGCCGAUUGGACGCAAACAACCGUCGAUUCAGACAAUACUUGAUGACAACAUAUGAACCACUCGAUGGAAACGGUGUACGGCUAUACUUCGCCCGAUUGUCUUAUGUGGAGGAAUUGACCGCAAACCUCGAGUUGGGGCCGAAGUAUGUGUGCAAAGAGUGCGGCCAAAUGCUGUUCCACGAGAUACAUGUCCUCCAAACCGGUUACUGGACGGGCCAACCGUGCGGUCGACUCUUUGUUGAACCGCAGCCCUGGAUGCAAGAGCUGCCGACGGGAUCCGUUGAGUAUCUGAAAGACAUGGAUAUAAAGUGUCGCAAAAAGUGCAAGAAAUUUGUGGUCAGAGUGUCGACUAUACACAAAAAGACGAGAUAUAUGUCGGGUUAUAUCGAGUCUGCGGUGACAUUCUUAGGCCACGAGACGGUGACUGAGUUCGUGGGCACC
Medioppia subpectinata is the source of this 903-nucleotide messenger RNA. The record is from the annotation of a GenBank genome assembly. NCBI's taxonomy places the organism in Eukaryota, Metazoa, Arthropoda, Arachnida, Sarcoptiformes, Oppiidae.